AUGACAUUUAACAGAAAAGAAUGCUUAAGCGCCAAAGGAAUGAACAAUACCGAGCGCAAUUGGAACUAUUUAGAAGGAAGAAUAGAAGAUGCCAUCUGUAAAAGAAUCAUUGAUGCCAUCAGGUCUUGGGAAACGGACGAAAAACAUUUUGAAACUCUGAAGAAAGACUUGUUCAAAAAAUUCACUAGAGAAUUCCAGUUAAUUGAAUCUGAGCUGCGCAUGAUUGAAAACAUGCUGGAACGGUCCUCGGAAACAGAUUCCAGUGAAAGUAGAGAUUUGGCGGCCUACAUGGAAUUACAAGACCUAAUGGACAAUGAGGUGAACAAAAUGUCAAUUGUAGACUUUAACCUAGGUGAAAAAAUUGCACUCGGCUUAUUUUCACCUAUCAUUUUACCCAUUGGUGCGUUGGGUAUGCUUCUUGCGUCACCGGCAUUUCUUUUUGUUGACGUAAAAAAACAUGUAAGGAAGAGGAAAGAGAAACAAAUCUUAAAGCAAUAUGAGCAGAAAAAAUGUGAAUUUCUUCGAGACAGAUCAUCCGAGGCUUUGAAAAUAAUGGCUAAGCCUGAUGUUACAAAGGCCUAUGUCGAUGCUCAACUCCAAGAGGCCAGGGAUCAUCUACAGAUGAUGCGCGAGUCCAUUCCACAGCUUAUAUCAUCAACACGAGGCUACAUGCAGACCAUUAAAGAAGACCAACGGUCUAAGGAGCAGCUCAUCGACACUUAUGACCCUGUCGUCAAGAAGUUUACCAGAGUUAACCGUGCGCUGGAAGAUUUUGCUAUUACACAUCUUUUCUCGUACGAUUAUAACGAGACAGAUGUGGAAGUAGACAUCAGACGUGUGAAAGGGCAAAUGUCAUAUAAAGGGAACUGGACUGAAGUUUUCCAUGCCUUCUUAAAAUCGCCAAAGGGUCAAUCCCUCGAAAUAUCUGUAAAACGAUAUAAAUGGGCUACAUUUAAGAAGCAAGUACGUGAGGAAAUCAUUGAAAUGAGAAAACUGAACCAACAAAAGAGGAUAUUCAUUCCCACCAUAUUGGGUACUUAUUUGGACCCUACAACUGAACUGCCAUCUCUUAUCAUGAUCCCGCGUCUGACCAGUUUGAGGGUCCUCAGAAGUGGCAAGGGUAGUCGCAAAGUCGUCCCGGGUCAGCUGGUCCAUCAUUUACUCAAGGAACCGGUAGACUGUCUAAUCCAACUGGCGGACGCCUUGUCCUACCUGCACAAAAAUGGCCUCGUCUUUCUGGAUUUGUCUAUGGAUACAGUUAUGAUUACCGCUGGGAAUGGUAAAACCGUGAAGUUAGUGAACAUCAGCAAACCUGUCACGAUGUCACCCCCAGAUCCCAACUCCACCAUAGGGUCUAUGGUUUAUCUACCCUACAGCGUCCUUGCUGGCACCAAACCUUACGAUGCAGAUGCCAACAUCUACGCCCUUGGGCUCAUGAUGUGGGAGAUAUGGCAUAAUGAACAUGCGUACAAAAUUCACAGAAAUCUUGAAGUAAGCGUCUUUUCUGCUGGAAUCAGGCAGGGCAACUUCCCUCUGAAGUUUGAAACUGGUAAAAUGGACCCGACCUUGGAGGCAGAUUGGGAGAAGACCAUGAGGGCCUGUCUCUCCGGGGAAAUCGCCAUAAAAGACUGGAGAGCUCGAAUGCAUGAUAUAGAGGAUUUACUGAACCGAAAAGAAAGUACUGUGUAAUGGUGUUAAUUGUUAUCAAACAUGUUAACAAAUGCCUUUUCUGGGACGACAGAACAAGUAACCAUAUUUUUAUUAAAUGGGCACGUAUUUAAUAUGGAGUACUUUGAUCUUUAAAUAUGAUAUUUAUUAAAGAGAGUAUGCAAUGUAGCUGUUGAUUUAAUUUCCUAGAUUUUGUCCAUUGACUUGUACACUAUUAUUUUCACAUAAUAACGUUCGUAUUUUCAGUGAAUAUUCUUUGGAAACACAUAUAUAAUGUUUUUAUCUAGAAAAACUCUAACUGCUAGAAAACUACGCUAGCUUGUGUACAGUGAUGGCAUUUGGUUUUGUACGGGGAUAGACACGCAACUUUAAGACUUAGUGCUUUUAUAUAUGAUUAGCAUACAUCCUACCCUUAUAUAAAACGCAAUAUUGAGCAAUGAUGUAAUGUGUUGUUGGUUUAUGGGAAAUGCUUUUUAAAAAUUUCAUUAACUCAAGAAAAUAUUCACUGCAAAUAUUUAAAGAAGGAACCUAGCAUUUCGAAACUAUUGGUGUUUUUAAAAAACGAUUCUAGCACUUUCAUCGUAAUGAAAAUCAAUUACUAUUGUUUUGUUGUUUUAGUGAAAUGGAUUUUACAGUCAACGACUAUGAUCCGAGUUAUAUUUCAAUGAGCGUGGUAGAGUGGAUUGUGUGUGGAUAAAAGAAUCAAAUAGUGCAACGAACGAGAAGUAAAACAUAGUAACAUAAAGAUUAAAAUCAUUCUUUUAUGUUGGGAUGAAGGGAAUUAAAAUAGUUUGAUUGAGCGCUUAUUAUUCGCUUUUAAUGAAUACUUAUGGAGAAAAUAUUAAUUAAAUAUAUUAUGUAAGAGCGUAAAACAUCCCACCAUUACCAAAGAAGUGAAAGUAGACUGAAGAGAAGACUAGAAUGUAAAGUUUUGGGAAACCAGAGAAAAAUUUUUGAUGCAUCGUUGUAUGGGAAUGUGACAUGAUAAGAAUUAUUGUAAUUGUAAAUUAAGAAUGCACGAAUAAACA
Lingula anatina is the source of this 2696-nucleotide messenger RNA. RefSeq lists its product as uncharacterized. Lineage: Eukaryota; Metazoa; Brachiopoda; Lingulata; Lingulida; Lingulidae. Gene Ontology annotation, molecular function: ATP binding; protein kinase activity. Gene Ontology annotation, biological process: protein phosphorylation. The record is from RefSeq and is a predicted model, not a curated record.